This is a messenger RNA of Calidris pugnax (ruff), 3179 nucleotides long. It is a transcript of the gene MAP7, whose product is annotated as microtubule associated protein 7. The transcript is spliced from 18 exons. Gene Ontology annotation, cellular component: microtubule cytoskeleton. NCBI's taxonomy places the organism in Eukaryota, Metazoa, Chordata, Aves, Charadriiformes, Scolopacidae. Gene Ontology annotation, biological process: microtubule cytoskeleton organization. The annotation marks the transcript as partial. The record is from RefSeq and is a predicted model, not a curated record.
CAGCUGAAGGGUCUAAAACACAAGACAAGAAAGUCACUUCAGGACAAAGCAACACCGGAACGAAACCAGAUCAUCCAGCAAUACUAAAGGUUGAUGACAGGCAACGGCUUGCGAGAGAACGGAGAGAAGAACGAGAAAAACAGCUAGCUGCAAGAGAAACAGUCUGGUUAGAAAGAGAAGAGAGAGCCCGGCAACAUUAUGAAAAACACCUCGAGGAGCGGAGGAAGAAGCUGGAAGAGCAGAGAUUAAAGGAAGAGAGGAGGAGAGCUGCCGUAGAGGAAAAGCGAAGGCAGAGACUAGAAGAAGAUAAGGAACGACAUGAAGCUGUUGUACGUCGCACAAUUGAAAGAAGCCAGAAGCCAAAACAAAAGCAAAACAGGUGGUCCUGGGGAGGAGCGCUACAAAACCGCAUUAAUAACACAGAUCCAGACAGGCGAUCUGUUUCAACAAUGAACCUUUCGAAACAUGUUGAUCCAGUCAUUAACAAGCGGCUCUCCUCCUCAUCUGCAACAUUACUAAAUUCUCCAGACAGAGCUCGCCGCCUGCAGCUCAGCCCCUGGGAGAGCAGCAUCGUUAGCAGGCUCCUGACGCCCACGCACUCCUUCCUGGCCCGAAGCAAAAGCACCGCUGCGUUGUCCGGAGGAGAUGCAGCGUCUUGCAGCCCCAUCAGCCCUCUGUCCUACAAGGCCAUGAACUGUAGAUACGCAGGAGAUCGAGCCAAACUUUAUGCCUCCACUGAUGCUGUUGGACGUAGGAGAACACCAGGGACUGACAAAAAAGAAAAGGAAAGAGGCCAUUUGUCAUCCAGCUUCUCAGCCAGCUUUAAAGGAGGUCAUUUCUCUCCCAACCCCAAAGCUAGAUCUCCGGCUCCCUCUCCAGUCUGGCACGCGUCAAAGUCUUUGCCUUUCUUACCUGGCACACCCCGGCAGAUAACUUCUCCACCUGGCUCCUCCAAAGCUUCCUCAGCUCAGGGACGGCCUCCUUCUCCUGGCAACAUCCGGCCAGUCAAAAAAGAGGUUAAACCAGAGAGUGAGAAGAAAAGACCAGAAAAGGAAACCGAGAAGGCCAACGAGGAGAGGACAGAAGAGAAUAAAGGAACUUCCGCAGGUGCUGGAGAAGCUGCAAGUCAGGAAGAGCUCACUGUCCAGGCAGAGCUUCCUCAAGCAGCCAGCCCGUCCCUACCUCCUGCUCCACCAGCUCCUUCUCCAGCCCCCACAAAGACCUCUGCGGGGACCACCGACCCUGAAGAAGCCACCAGGCUGCUGGCUGAGAAGAGACGCCUCGCCCGGGAGCAGCGGGAACGGGAGGAGCAAGAGAGGAGGGAACGAGAAGAGCUGGAAAGGCAGAAGAAGGAGGAGCUGUCGCAGAGGAUAGCUGAAGAAAGAGCUCGCCGAGAAGAGGAGGAAGCUCGCAGGAGGAAGGAGGAAGCUCGCAGGAGGAGUGCGGAGGAGGAGAGGGAAAAGGAAGAGCGGCUGCGCCGACAGGCAGAGGAGAGGGAGCAGAAGGAGAAAGAGGAGAUGGAGCGCCUUCAGAAACAAAAGGAAGAGGAAGCUCGCCUACGGGAAGAGGCAGAGCGGAUUCGAUUAGAACGUGAAAAGCAUUUCCAAAGAGAAGAGCAAGAGCGCUUAGAAAGGAAGAAGAGGCUCGAGGAGAUCAUGAAGAGAACCAGGCGUGUAGAAGCUGUAGAUAAGAAACCCAAUGACCAGCAGAAUGGACAUAUAUCCAAGGCAAAUGUUACCGGAGAAGCAGGGGUGCCUGGUCCCACGUCUCCCCUGGCACCUGCAGGAGGAACCCAGCUCCAGCCGGAGACGACAUCUCCUCCCCACAACGGGCAGCCCGUCCCCUGCGCACGUGUGGCUGUUUCACACCAGCCCCCCCAAAACACAGACAGCAAUUUAAAUCCGGAGAAGAACGCCAACGGGAUGUCUCUGCAGAACGACAACUUUGAAGAGAUCCUAAACCUGCCCAUCGGCUCCAAACCCUCCCGGCUGGACGCCAUGAACAACGAGGGGAGCAAUAGUCCCCAGAUCCCCUUGAAUCCCAUUCUGGCCUUUGAGGACAAGGGGACUCUUUUGCCUCAGGUAGAGAGUGUUCAGACGCAUCAAACAGCAGAAGUGAUCUGAUUUGGUCCUUCUGGAGAACCAAAGGUGACACCAGCGUCUCUGCAGUCAGUGGAGUUUCCUCCCGCGCUAUGAAGGAGUGGUUUAUUUUCUUUUUCUCUCCAGUUUUUUAAAGAUUUGUCUAUCUUUUUUGGAAGGACUUGAGUAAAACCAGCAGAAGAGAUGAUGGGACUAGACUUGGAUCACCUUUCUAAUAGCUUUCAUCACUAGCAAAGAAACAACAAAAAAAAAAAGAAAUCAUGCUUCACGUGCAUUACUUAAUAUGGCUUAUUUUCCAACGAGCUUUUUCUGUUAGUAAAUGGAUAUUUCUGCAUUCCUUGAGACACAAGACACUGGAAUCUGAAAGCAAUGGGCUGAUUUGGGGGUGGUGGGACUGAUGCUUUUUUUUUUUUUUUUUUUUUUUUUUUUAAACAAAAAAAAGGUGGGUGUCGGUUUCGAAGGCGUUAAUUGUAAAAUUGGCAAAGAAUCUUUUACACUUUGUGGUUCUAAUACUUGAAAAAUAAAUACCUCGUUGCUCUACAAGUAGAGUUGAAUGGGGUGUUUGAUUUAAACCUGUUGGUUUAAAUAUUAUUGCAGAGAACUCUAAUUAUGGGGGCGAAGUAAAGGCUUCUGUAUCAGGUUCUUGUAAAUGUAAUUCCUACAGGGACGUUCUGUAAAUUGAGAUGUCACUAUGAGCUUCUCACUUUUUCUCUAAAAAAAAAAAGAAAAAAAACACAAAACAAGGCAGGUUUUAAAAUGUGAACAUUUGAAAGCGUUAUUUUUUCAUGGACAAGAGGAAAAAAAAAAAAAGCUACUGUUCUCCUAGAUGAUGUAUUUAUGAAUUUUGUGGAGUACGGAAAGAAAUGAUUGAAUUGAAUAAAUUAGAAAAAUGUGGUAAAAUGAUCCCGAACACUUGAUUAUUUUGUUUGUUUUAAGUUCCAUCCGUGGUCACAAGACCAGAAUGGGUGUGUGCACCCGCUCGCAGGGAAAUACCCAGGUCCUGUAAGUUGCUGCUGUUCCCAGUGAUGGAGGACUUUGCCUUUGCCUUAUCAGACUAUUAAAGACUGUGAAACCUUGAAA